Molecule: messenger RNA, 1900 nt
Organism: Hylaeus volcanicus
Lineage: Eukaryota; Metazoa; Arthropoda; Insecta; Hymenoptera; Colletidae
Product: b(0,+)-type amino acid transporter 1-like
Exons: 3
Coding region: 48-1502 (484 amino acids)
Biological process (GO): amino acid transmembrane transport
Cellular component (GO): membrane
Molecular function (GO): L-amino acid transmembrane transporter activity
Source: RefSeq, a predicted model, not a curated record
CGACAAUCUGUGCUCGUUCCCAAGUGUCCAGUUGAACCAUCGACGAAAUGAAGCUCGAGGGCCAAGAAAACGGAAAGGUCGAGCUGAAGCGAGAGCUAGGUCUCUUCAGCGCAGUGAGCAUCAUACUGGCUGUCAUGAUCGGUUCUGGGAUCUUCGUAUCGCCGACCAGCGCUCUGGAGAGAUCGGGAUCCGUGGGUUUCUGUCUGAUAGUCUGGACCAGUUGCGGAGUGCUCUCUUUGCUGGGAGCACUCGCGUUCGCUGAAUUGAGCACGGUGGUCCCACGGUCCGGUGCCGAGUACGCUUACUUCAUCGAGGCGUUCACACCCCUGCACCGAUACGCCGGCCAGAUUCCAGCCUUCAUCUGCUCCUGGGUCUAUGUGGUCCUGCUACGACCUGCGGAAGUGGCGGUGGUUAUGCUAACGUUCGCGGAAUAUAGCGUGCAACCAUUCUCUACUUACUUGAACGAUCUGCCGGACGAGUCGAUGCAGCAACUGAAGAAGUUCAUAGCGGUGUUGGCGUUGGGCUUGAUCACGUACAUCAACCUGACCAGCGUGAAGCUGUACGUGAAGGUCCAGAAUGUGUUCACGGUGUGCAAGGUGGUAGCCUGUAUAGUUGUGAUCGGAGGUGGAAUUUGGUGGCUGUGCACGGGACAUACGAAGUUGUUGGAGCAUCCGUUUCGCGGUAGCACCACUUCCGCUGGCGACAUAGCGUUGGCGUUCUACAGCGGUCUGUGGGCUUACGACGGCUGGACGUCGGCUGCCGUCGUUACCGAGGAGAUCCAAAAACCUGAAGUCAAUAUACUAAGGAGUAUUCUGAUCGGCGUGCCACUGAUCACCGUAUUAUACGUCUCGAUGAACUUGAUGUACAUGGCUGCGCUGACGAUGCCGGAAAUGGUCGGUGCACCGGCAGUCGCGGUCCUCUGGGCGGACAGAGUCCUGCCUGCCUGGCUGGGAUUCACGAUUCCUCUGGGCGUCGCCCUGUCCACUUUUGGAUGCAGUCUCAGCAUUCAGUUCGGGGUGUCCAGGCUCUGCUACGUCGCUGGAAGGGAGGGUCACGUACCUCGCGUGUUCAGCUACGUCCACAUGGAGAAGAUGACUCCAGCCGCGGCUGUGGCCUUCCAAGCGUUGCUUACUCUGGUUUGCUUGCUCUUGGGAGACAUAAUCGCCCUCAUCGAGUUCGCGAGCUUUUUGACUUGGGUAUUUUACGGGCUCGCCAUGGUGUCGUUGUUAAUUAUGAGAAGGACGAAACCGGAUGCCCCUAGACCGUACAGAGUGCCGACUGCGAUACCGUGGCUGGUGUUAUGCGUUUCCAUUUUCCUAGCCGUGACGCCGAUUGUGCACGAACCGUCGCCCAAAUAUCUGGCCGCGUUACUGUUUAUUCUCUUCGGUCUCGUUGUUUAUCACGUGUACGUGUACAAGAAGAUCGGAAGCGUUUUGGCAGCGAGAAUCACGUACCUGAUCCAAGUCUUAUGCUUAGUCGUUGCUCCUGAUAAAGAAGACUGAUGCGAAAUAAUCUUACGCUUCGUAUUUAAUGUAAACAGCGGUGUACCGUUUAUUUACACUGUGCUAAAAUUUUAGAACACGGAUUAGGUCUGGGUAUAUUUAAUAAUUUAAAAGAAUGAGAUUGUUGUUUUCCUUGAUCUUAGUCAUUAUUAAAGACAUCAGAAUUUCAGACCUUAUAUGAUAAACGUAGUAGACGAGCUGUAUCGUAUAACGUCGAAUAACAUUUUCAUUAAUUUUAUAUUUUUUAAUUAAAAAUCUUCCGUAUCAACAUAAAACGUAGAAAUUAGUCCAAAAAGUAUAACAAUUCUUUUUUUAUAUAUAAAUAUAUAUUGUGCAGUAUUGUAAACGUUUCAUAAAGUAACCAUUGAGAUAUAAUAAAUAUUGACUAUAUUACAGAG